CGAUACUUCGCUAUAGCGCAUGCAUGAUCACCGUGAAACCUGGGAGAGCUACGCUCAUCUUUCUGCUAAGGUUUUGUGUUCUUCUUUCUCUGGCCUAAGGAACUCUCAACAGAUUUUCAACUGCAAGUACCUAUUGCAAUGAGUGCGGGUAUGCGCAGGGUGUGUUUUGCCUUGGUGGUGGGCGUCUGUAUCGGUCUCAUGCCUUCCUUGGUCAACUACAUGAGCGUGGACAACAAGGAAACCUCGGAUCGUCAUGUCUACCUCAGCGCAAAAGAGGUUGCCUCCCUUUACGGCCGGGGUAGCGUGCAGGCUGCAUCCAGGGUACAGGCCCUCAAAGCUCCGUCAAGCGAAGUCGGCAAUCCCGCAGGUUCGCGAAAAAUUCUCCUGGACUGCGGAGCCAACGUGGCCUCAACGGUGCAGCUGUUCCGAGAGACCUACCCCAAUGGUCACGAGUACAUUAUUCACUCCUUCGAGAUAGACGACCGACUAGCGCCGUACUUCAAACCAUACAGGAAUCAUCAUUUGCACUGUCCGGUGGGCGUGGCUGGAAAAGACGGGAAUAUGACAGCUUACUCCGAGGCAGCUUGGGGCCCAGACAAGGGACUGAAUAACGGCAAAGACAUGCAGUGGGGCGGUGGUUCACUCUUUGUCUCCAACCAUGAAAAAGCAGACGCAAAAACAGGUGGUGUUCGCAAGCUGUCUUACCGCAAGCUGAUCCCAACGGUAGACCUGGCCAGAUGGAUCAAGGAUACUUUUACUCUAGAAGAUUACAUCAUUCUCAAGCUGGAUGUUGAAGGGGCUGAGUACGAUAUACUCCGCAACAUGGUGGACCACGGCGCAUUUGAUUACAUUGACAAGUAUUACGGGGAAUAUCACGACAGCCAGCCCACGGGCUGGAGCAAAGCCGACAAAGUCAAGUUGAGGGAGGACAUCAAGAACGCAGGUUUCACCAUGAUUGACUGGGUGGGAGAGCGGAGAACCUAUACAGACUUUGAAAGCAUACACACUGUCAAGGUACCAGCUGGCACUCCAGGCACAGCAGGUCAAAUUUAUUCAAGAUGCAAGGAGGGCCAAGUCGCCCUAGUGGUUGCCGUGGGGAUGAACCUAAAGCGCGCCCACAAGGUGGUCGCCACGCUGGCCGGGUACCAGCCGGCCCUCCCCAUCACCCUGUUUUUGUACGGCGACUUUGUGGAGCAGCAUCCGGAGACAGUGAAGGCGUGGUCAGAGCGGUUUCAGAUCGGGAUCCGGGAGGAUGGGCCCAGCCCGCCAGGUCACUUGGAGCUCAUGCCGUGGGAGUGGCAUAGGAUGGGCUUGGUCAGCGCUAUUUUGAGGCUUGAAGAGAUUGGCAUCUCCACAGCUUACUACCUGCCGACAGUCCAGGGUACCAUCGACGCCAAGUUUAGCACCACGGCUGGUUCCCGGGGUUUACGGGUGAUCCAACCUUCUGUAGAGUUCCCUGCAAAGUCUGGAUCUAACAAGUUGACGUUUGAAAAUUACUACAAGUAUCGGGACGUGGAGCGGGUCCCGAAAGCCCUGCGUGGGAUUCACGAGGGUCUGGUACAGAACAAGGGGGGAAUCUUGAGUCUGGACACGGACCUACCAGACACCUAUAUGAACUCUGUAUUCCUGAUGGACUACUUAGUGGAAAACUCCGGAUUCAAGCUGGUGUAUUUACCGGAAUGCAUUGCCGGCUAGGAGUAAAAAAAACAAAAUUAUAUUUGUUGUUUUUGCCUUUUCAUCCAUUUGUUGAAUCCGUUUUUUUUUAAUAUGGCAGUUUACAGUAGGUGUUUGAAUGCUUGAAAGGUCAGCAGAUUUGUUGAUGAUUCUAAGAUCAAAGGAUGAGCCUGAACACUGUUUUGCACACGUGUGCUUUUUGAAAAUGAUCUGCUCCGUAUAGUAUUUUCGCAUAUAUACCAAAGCAUGUCCACAUUGUGCAAUCUUGUGGAAUGUGGAAUUUUUUUUGUAUUCCAUCUGGUUUGAA
Patiria miniata (bat star) is the source of this 1981-nucleotide messenger RNA. RefSeq lists its product as uncharacterized. Bases 139 to 1695 code for a protein of 518 amino acids. The record is from RefSeq and is a predicted model, not a curated record. The transcript is spliced from 8 exons. NCBI's taxonomy places the organism in Eukaryota, Metazoa, Echinodermata, Asteroidea, Valvatida, Asterinidae.